AUGAAUAACAAUCAAAUACUAACUCGUCAAAAUCAUCAAAUCGAUGUAAUAUGUGUGGGAAAUAGAAAAGUUGGUAAAUCUGAAUUUUUAAAAAAAUAUUGCCAAGAAACCAUCAAUCCAGAAUUUAAAUUCCAAAGUAUUGUAAAGAAUGACAAAUAUUUUAAAUUUAGGUUUUAUGAUGUUGAGGAAUUUUAUCCUCAAUUAAAUAGAUAUUUAGGCGCAAUAUUUGUAUAUGAUAUAACAGAUCCUCAAUCAUUUGAAGAUAUAAAAUCAUAUUAUUACAAACAUUAUUUAAGAUCAAGAAAAGAUAACCUAUAUGUAAAAAACAAUAAAGAUUCAAACGAUGAAUAUAAAGAAGACUACAACCAAAAGAAUCAUCAAUUAAACCAAAAUAUAGACGAUAAUGAUAGUAAUAAUAAUGACAACAUAGACAAUAGAAUGGACGAAUUGUUCUUUAAAGUAUUUAGGAAUCUAUAUAUAAGAAAUCUUAUAUUCCAGUAUGUAAAAAAAAGAGAUAUAAUAGUAAAGUUUUUAAUUGGUACAAAACUAGAUUUAAAAAACAAAAACAAAAUCUAUAAAGAUAACGGUGAAAGUGACACUGAUGAUAUUAAAAUAGAGAUCAAUUCAAGAGAUAGUACAACAAACCAGAGAUUAAACAAAAAAAAUAAAAACAAUAAUUAUAUCGAUAGUGAUUCAACUAGUAACUAUGUAUCAAAUGAAUGUGCUAAAGAGUUUGCUGAAAAGAUAGGAGCUAAAUUUUAUGAAGUAUCAUCGGUCGAAAAUUUAGUUCAAAUAGAUCAAAUAUUUGAAGAAUUAAUAGAAUUGCUGACUAAAAGAUAUGAAGUGUAUGGGAGUGUGGACAAAAGAGAAUCUUCAUCAGUUGUACCACAGUCCAUUUUAAGAAGUAGAAAUAACCUUUCAUCGUAUUAUUUUAAAAGAAAAUGUAUAAUAAACUAA
Messenger RNA from Dictyostelium purpureum, 957 nucleotides. RefSeq lists its product as uncharacterized. The transcript has a single exon. Gene Ontology annotation, molecular function: GTP binding; GTPase activity. Gene Ontology annotation, biological process: protein secretion; regulation of exocytosis. The record is from RefSeq and is a predicted model, not a curated record. NCBI's taxonomy places the organism in Eukaryota, Evosea, Eumycetozoa, Dictyosteliales, Dictyosteliaceae. The coding region runs from base 1 to 957 and encodes 318 amino acids.